Gadus morhua (Atlantic cod) is the source of this 1822-nucleotide messenger RNA. It is a transcript of the gene lysmd3, whose product is annotated as LysM, putative peptidoglycan-binding, domain containing 3. The coding region runs from base 257 to 1237 and encodes 326 amino acids. Gene Ontology annotation, cellular component: Golgi apparatus. The transcript has 4 exons. Lineage: Eukaryota; Metazoa; Chordata; Actinopteri; Gadiformes; Gadidae. Gene Ontology annotation, biological process: Golgi organization. The record is from RefSeq and is a predicted model, not a curated record.
UCAUCACGUCGGCUUUAUGUUGACGUGGCGUGAGCCAUGGCUAACGAGAGUUCCAGCGGCUAGUAGGUAGCUAAAGGUACGGUAAGCCGGCGGAAGAAUGGAGAUAAUUAGCUAAAGACGACCUACUGUGACGACUCUUUACAGCUGAUAUAAGAAAACAUCAGACCCCCUGUACCCCCUCCCUAUCUGCCCCCCUACUGCGAGCAUCAGAGUAACGUGGGCUGACAUCUGAUGGUCAGGGUAGAGUGAGGACAACAUGGCCAGCCGGGGCCAGCACUAUGGCUUCCAGGCCGCCACAACGUCGCAGCCUGCCAACGGAGGCCACGCCUACCUGUUUGGGAACAACGGCUCAGAGAAUGACCUGUCGGAGGACGACGGCGAGAUCUUCGAGCUGCGGUCGCGAGGCCGGGACCGCCUGCGGAGGAGCGCGUCCCGGGAGAGGAUGGACGACAUCAUCUACCUGGCCCGGGACGUCCAGGAAGGGGACACUUUGAACAGCCUCGCCCUGCAUUACCACUGCUCGGUGGCGGACCUCAAGCGGGCCAACAACCUCCUCACGGAGCAGGACUUCUUCGCCCUGCGUUCGGUGAAGAUCCCCGUGCGGCGCUUCAGCGUGCUCACCGAGAGCCACAACGGCGCCGCCGCCGCCUUAAAACCCUCGUCCUCGCCGUCGACCACCUGGAGCCUGUCCCAGAUCUCCCCCGGCACGUCCUCGGUGCCCACCGAAUGCUCGACGGACUCGUCGUCGUCGGCCGACAGCGUGGAGGGCUUCCUCCUAGAGAAGGACAAGGACAUCGAGCGGCUGGUGAUGUCGACGGGGCCGUCGUCGCGCAGCAGCCUGAACGAGGUGGUUUCCUCGCUCACACAGCUGGAGGAGCCGCUGCUGGGGGGGACCGAGUACAAGCCGGCCCUGAGGAAGGACCCGUACUAUGGGGCCGAUUGGGGCAUGCGCUGGUGGACGGCGGUGGCCAUCAUGCUGGUGGUGGGCAUCGUCACGCCCGUCUUUUACCUGCUGUACUACGAGGUGUUGGUGAAGGCCGACGUCAGCCAUCACGGCGCCGCCGCCGCCAAUGCCGCCGCUCCUCAGGGGAACGAGGUGGAACUCUCCCCGCCUGAGGACAGACACGCAGGGGCCGCACCGGGAGACGGUGUGGGGAACGGCGCCAUGGGAGACCCCAAAGGGGCCGGGGAAGGGGACAUGAACCAUCGCAGCGAUGGAAGGCAAGCCAAGACAUGAUGUAGAGAAUAUAAUGGAGUGCAGACUGCAGGACGGACCUCGGCUGCUUUUAAGACAAACGCAGGGCGGGUACGGUCACAUUAGGGAACAGAAUCUUUUUGAUUCCAUUGACUUAGUCACUUUUUUUUUUUUAACAACCCAGAUGGACCCAAUGGGAUUUCUUUCUCUAAUUGCCAUUAAAACAUGAUUAUUUAACACUAUUUUGUCAGGUGGGUGGGACCAGGGGGUUUCCAUUAUGUUCUAACAUAUCCAGACUAAUUUAUUUGGAAGAUAGAGAAAAAGCUGUCUUGCACUUAUCAGUAUUGAAAAUAUCAAUUUAAUUAUUUCAUCGUCGGGAUACUUGUUUGUAGAUCUUCAAAAGGCAUGGUGAGACAAGGAAAAUGCACAGUACUCCUGCAAUCACUUCAAGUAAUUUUGGUAAGAGACUUUAUCAUAUAGAAGCCUUUAUUCCUGGUCUUGUAAAUAUUUUGGGUGAAAUAGACAGUAUGUGCCUUUUUAACCAGUGGCUCUGUAAACAGGCUGGAAAAUAAAUACAUCUAUUUUGAAUAAAUUAAUGAGCAGGCUGAAAUAAAAUGAGUAAAUUCA